This is a messenger RNA of Cryptococcus deneoformans JEC21, 1291 nucleotides long. RefSeq names its product RAS1, putative. The transcript has 6 exons. Bases 374 to 1081 code for a protein of 235 amino acids. Lineage: Eukaryota; Fungi; Basidiomycota; Tremellomycetes; Tremellales; Cryptococcaceae. Gene Ontology annotation, biological process: signal transduction. The record is from RefSeq and is a predicted model, not a curated record. Gene Ontology annotation, cellular component: plasma membrane. Gene Ontology annotation, molecular function: GTPase activity; GTP binding; GDP binding.
AGCUCGAGUCCUUCCGCAAUCAUUCCCCUCCCUGGCCCACACGUCAAUAACUCGGCAGUCAGCAACCAGGGUCUCCUCCAUCACCCAUACAUACAGCCUGUCGUAGACACACACUCAGGGUAAACAAGACAGGAGGACCCUUAGAGCUCGAAUGCAACUUGACAUCUUCAUUGUCAUUCGUUGCGUUUCGUACUCAUCGAUUAUUGAUGCCCGUAUUCAGCUUUAUCCCAUUGCUAUCAACCUUAAAUACACUAUAGCUUACUUCGAAAGCUAUUUGUGUAGACUUUAGUUCUCUUGUAGUCACGUCUGUCAUUUACUGGGCCAAUCUCAACGUCAACCGUCACUCCUUCAUCGGCUUCACGCUUCAAUUGUCAUGUCCGAAAAAGGUUACUAUGGGGGAGACCAAAGACUUGUGAUAGUGGGAUGCGGCGGUGUUGGUAAAACUGCCAUCACAAUCCGUUUCGUGACCUCCCAAUUUUACGAUCAAGAAUACAACCCAACCAUCGAAGACUCAUACAGAAAGCAAGUGGUAGUUGAUAACGAAGCAACAACCUUGGAGAUCCUAGACACUGCCGGCCAAGAGGAAUACGCCGCCAUGGCCGAUCAAUGGUACACAUUCGGCUCGGGCUUUCUGCUCGUGUAUUCUUUGACAGACCGCUCAUCAUUUGAGGAGAUAAAGAACUUCCACAGGGAAAUAUUAAGAGUGAAAGAUAGAAAUUACGUGCCAUGUGUAAUAGUCUGCAAUAAGUGUGACCUGCAAAAGUAUCGAUCAGUUGGCCAGCUCGAGGGCCGUGAGCUCGCGCGGUCCGUACACGCUCCAUUUAUAGAGUGUUCGGCAGCAGAACGAGUGAACGUAGAUGUAGCAUUCAACGAAUUGAUCAAGCUCGUGCGGAAGGACGAACAACGGAUAUCUCUAGCUGCUCGAAAGCUUCUCGAAGGCCCAUUUCUCUCACCACCUCAACCACCGCGACCAAAACAAAUAAAACAAAUGAAGGAGAAGGAUAAGUCGGGCCAUAAUCGAAGGCAGAGGGAGAAAAACAGUGACGAUGUUCCAUUUUGCAACGAUUGUACUGUCAUGUAAGGAUGCCGCGAAAUUACAGCAGCCCUCGACGAUCUGCGUUUGACGGUCAAAAUAUCUUCAUUACGAAUCAGGCGCUGAAUGACUUACGAUAGUAGGGGCAUCGGUACCAGUCGAUGUCCUGGUUAUCUCUCGCCAGUAUAAUCGGUCAUUGGGUUCUUCCUCUGACCCGACUUCUGACCCUGUAUCGUAUCAACCAUCAAUUAUGUGCCU